AUGUCCUUGUCGCUAGACACCGUGUUCCAGGUAGUCGAGAUCGCCCAGAAGGCCAUCGAGAUCUAUGAGCGGAUCAAGGAUGUGCCGCGGGAGAUCGAGGAGCUCGGCGAGCGCAUGGUGCUGCUGGAGAACGUCCUGGCCGAGCUCAACGCGCAUCUGCGCAGCAAGGGCGAGCAUGCGCUUGCCGAUCUGUCGCCCAAGCUGAAGGGCGACAUGUCCAAGAUCAUCGCUGCCACCGAGAAGGACUGCGACCGCGUCUACGUGCUCUUUGACAUGUUCGAGCAGAAGAAGGGUCCGUUCGGCGUCCAGUUCAAGGACAACCCCGUGGCCAGCCUGGUGGCGCAGGCACACUUCGCGCUGGGAGGGCCGGCCAAGGAGCUGGAGGCCCUGGCCCUCAAGAUCGACCAGCACUGCACCGAUAUUGGCAGGCGCGUUGAGGUGAUGAGCUUGCAAGGAGUGCAGGCAAACCAUGAUCUGCUCCAGUUGAUGCGGAAAGAAAUAGAGGCAUUGCACAGUGAACUCAAAGCACGGGACGGCACGGCGUCUCCUCACCGUCCAGCGGGAGCAACAGGGUCCCUGAGUCCGCCGGCAAGCGUGGGCAAGCCCGCUCCCAAGAAGCCAAAGCCACAGCCCGCCCUCUCCCUGCCGCCGGGCAAGAGCAACUUCAAGGUCAUCUUCGUGGACCCGCAUAACCUAGGGCGCAGCAUCUGCGCGGAAACGCUCUUGCAGCUAUACCGGCACAGGACGCAGACGAAGAAGGGGAACUGGCGUAUCGAAACCAUCCACUCGGCCGGGUUCUUCGUCAAGCACCGGGGCGACUGUACGGACCUGAUCGAGAACCAGAUGAGCUACAAGUUCCGCUCCUACAAGCUGGCAAUGGGAAGCGGCGGGAACCUGCCCAACGCCAUCGCCACAGCGGCCGUAUUCGAGAACAGGGUAUUUGACGACAUAAGGCCGUUCCGCACCACGCUGCAGGGUCGGGUAGCCGCCCGCAAGUCCAUUGGCAUCCGGAGGGACAUCUUCAAGACGUACGACCACAUAGUCGUCUUCACGCACCGCGAGUACGACAACAUGCUGGCGCUGCGCUCUGCGCUGCUGGCGGCAGAAGGCGGCGACAAGGCGGCGGCGGCAGCGGCGUAUAAGGGCCGCGUGGUGCAUCUCGGAGCGUACCUGACGCUUGAUGACAGCACGCUGGAGAUCGUGGACGCGCCCAAGAACAAGGAAGGGGUUCACACAAGGCCCGCGUGGGAUAAGAAGGUGGCGCAGCUCAAGAUCGCCCUGGAGACGUAUCUGAGGAGGGAGAUGGGAUGGAAACCACCGCGGGCUCAGGCUCAGAGCUAG
Neoarthrinium moseri is the source of this 1341-nucleotide messenger RNA. RefSeq lists its product as uncharacterized. Bases 1 to 1341 code for a protein of 446 amino acids. Lineage: Eukaryota; Fungi; Ascomycota; Sordariomycetes; Amphisphaeriales; Apiosporaceae. The record is from RefSeq and is a predicted model, not a curated record. The transcript has a single exon.